AUGUUGUUGCUUGUUCAGUUUGACCCGAAAGGCCGUGGUGCGGGAAGGAGGAGUGCGCGCGCGCAGAAGGGGCCAAUCAGCGUUCGCGCCGAAGAAUCCUCGCGCCGCUGCCUCCUCGCUCUAUCCCCCUCCCACCUCACUCCCCCCCGCCCACGCCACGUUGCUGCUUCUCCCCACUCGUUUCCCCCCUCCCUUCCCGACCCCCCUCUCGUCGAGCUGAACCCCCUCCCCUGCUCGUUACCGCCGCCAUGGACCCGAGCAACUGGAGCAGCUUCAUCUUCCAGCAGAGUCAUACUCAGAACCCUUUACAGGUUGGGACUGAAAUCCAGUCAAGAUUUUUUGCUGCUCAGGGCUGUAGUCAAAGUUCCUUCCAGGCCAGACCAUUUGAACAGCCAUGUUCGACAAGUCCACUCAACAGAGAGACCCUUCAAAUGUGAGACUUGUGAAGCAGCUUUUGCCACUAAGGAUCGACUACGUGCUCACACAGUCCGUCAUGAGGAAAAGGUGCCAUGUCACGUGUGUGGAAAGAUGCUGAGUGCUGCCUAUAUCACAGACCACAUGAAAGUACACAGCCAAGGGCCGAAUCAUGUCUGUGAACUGUGCAACAAAGGGUUCACCACAGCGGCCUACCUCAGGGUGCACGCGGUCAAGGACCAUGGACUAGCCGCCCCGCGGCUGGAGCGUUUCCUUUGCAAGCUGUGUGGCGUGCACUGCAAGACCCCAGCUCAGCUCAACGGGCAUCUGCAGACGCACGCAGGAGAAGGGGCCGCGGCCACUGAGGGCCAACCGCUGCGGUGAAACAUUGGCCGGGCCACCAGGUACGGGUGAGGUCUGCCCCCUUGCUGCAGCCGUCUCGGCUCCACUUCCAGCUGCAGUCACGGUGCUGCC
This is a messenger RNA of Notechis scutatus (mainland tiger snake), 888 nucleotides long. The record is from RefSeq and is a predicted model, not a curated record. Lineage: Eukaryota; Metazoa; Chordata; Lepidosauria; Squamata; Elapidae.